Sphenostylis stenocarpa is the source of this 783-nucleotide messenger RNA. The record is from the annotation of a GenBank genome assembly. NCBI's taxonomy places the organism in Eukaryota, Viridiplantae, Streptophyta, Magnoliopsida, Fabales, Fabaceae.
AUGUCUGCUGCUGUGUGCGGAAGCAAGAGGUCUUUCUUCGAAGAGCUUCCACCUUCUCCGCCACUCUCCAAGAGGCUACGUUGUUCCUCUUCGCCGAUUCGCUUUCCUGCCCCCUCACUCAUCGACCAACUUCGCCCGCUCUUUCCCCACAUGGACGACUUGGUCCUUGAGAGAGUUCUUCAGGAGUGUGGGAAUGAUAUAGAUGCUGCCAUCAAGAGGCUGAACGAGCUUUGCUUGGGAAAUGCAGAUGGAAAUAGAAAUGCUGAAGAAUCGGAGAUUGUUGUUACUUUGGAUGCAGGUAAAUUGGAGGAUACUGGAAAUGCUUCUGUUCCUGAGGACCAGCCUACUUUGAACAACCACCUCCCUGCUGAUGGAGCAGAAUGGAUUGACUUUUUUGUUAGGGAAAUGAUGGUUGCUACCAGUGUUGACGAUGCUAGAGCCCGUGCUGCUAGAAUGCUAGAAGUUCUAGAGAAAUCAAUUAGUGAAAGAGCAAGGGCUGAGACAACUGAUGCACUUCAGAAGGAAAAUUUGAUGCUGAAAGAGCAAAUUGAAGCAUUGAUUAAGGAGAAAAAUUCUUUCAAAAAUGCUUUUAGAAUCCAGCAUGAACGAUUUGCUGAUUACGAGGUUAAGAACCAAGAGUUGCAGCAUUUGAAGCAAUUGGUAUCUCAAUACCAGGAGCAGAUUAGAACUCUCGAGGUGAAUAACUAUGCUUUGGCAAUUCAUUUGAAGCAGGCUCAACAGAGCAACUCCUUUACUGGGCGCUUCCCACCUGAUGUCUUCUAA